This is a messenger RNA of Mesorhabditis belari, 900 nucleotides long. NCBI's taxonomy places the organism in Eukaryota, Metazoa, Nematoda, Chromadorea, Rhabditida, Rhabditidae. The record is from the annotation of a GenBank genome assembly.
AUGUUGCUUCAGUAUGAAGAUCAAGCUGGAUUUGAUACUGCUUAUCUCGUCAACCUCUGUGCUGAAUUUGAAGAUGCACUCAAGUUUGGCAGUUUUGUGGAAAAACUCACAAGGGUUGCUGAAUAUCAUCAGGUACAGCUUCCUGAUUGCGACUUAUCGCCAAAUACCACUUCUGACUCUGAGAACGAAGAUGAUAUGAAUGAAUCCGACAUCCGUGGAAACAGCUUGAAUCAACAUCAGAUUUCCGAAUCGGAAUCCGAAAAAGAGAUGGAUCGCCCACUGAUCAAGUUUACCGAAGGACGUGCUUUACGGUACACAUUCGCUCAAAGCUACUUUGAAGUGUAUCAUCCCGAAACUGGAACGACCUGGCAUUUUCUUCAUGCUGACAUUCGCCAACGUGAAUAUAAGUUCAACCCGCGAGGUCGACCCGCUAGAGCUGGUCGCGCUCGAUUCCUUCUUUACAACGUUACUCUUCAGGCUAGAAAGACUGCGGUUCGUGCCGGACGUGCUGCUCAAUAUGUGGACGUAGGACCUUGUUUUUGGAUGGAGCGCCCAUUGUUCAAUUUUACGGAAGGACGUACUUUGCGACUCAGAUUCACGCGACGCGGCUUUGCGGUCUUGCAUCCCGAAACUGGAACGACCUGGCAUUUUCUUCAUGCUGACAUUCGCCAACGUGAAUAUAAGUUCAACCCGCGAGGUCGACCCGCUAGAGCUGGUCGCGCUCGAUUCCUUCUUUACAGCGUUACCCUUCAGGCUAGAAAGACUGCGGUUCGUGCCGGACGUGCUGCUCAAUAUGUGGACGUAGGACCUUGUGAUGUGGAAUUCGAUGUGAUCAGCACCACUCUCUCCGCCACCACCCUUUUGAACCAAUUUGGGGCACACCGUUACACUGCAAUUCUG